This is a messenger RNA of Bufo gargarizans (Asiatic toad), 2758 nucleotides long. It is a transcript of the gene RHBDL2, whose product is annotated as rhomboid like 2. Gene Ontology annotation, molecular function: serine-type endopeptidase activity. Bases 349 to 1221 code for a protein of 290 amino acids. The record is from RefSeq and is a predicted model, not a curated record. The transcript is spliced from 10 exons. NCBI's taxonomy places the organism in Eukaryota, Metazoa, Chordata, Amphibia, Anura, Bufonidae. Gene Ontology annotation, cellular component: membrane.
AAAAUCCGCACAAAGACACAACAGAAGAAGAAUCACAAGUAUGGAAAUGUGACUGAGUGUGGAGGUGGACUAACCAGCUUUGCCUUCUCCAAACUCUUUGUGGCCUGGAGGAGGGGAAACCGGCUGUGAAAAGGGAGAACUUGUAACACACCCACGAGUUCAGUCAAAGAUUCCAGAGACCAGAAGACAUCAGGGCACAAACAGGGAACUCGUCCUAGAUUUAUGUAUGUUAACUGCUGGUUGGAUACCAUGUGUUACUGCAACUUAAAGAAACCACUGCUUAAAUAAAGAAUUCUACAACUUUCUCAUAAACUUUUUGUUAAACUUCCUCACCAGUGCCAAGACACAAUGACUAACAUGGAACUUGAAGGGAUGGCAGGUUGGGCAGAAGAGACUGAAGAACCUGAGAAAGAUCCUCCUCCUAAAACUUGUUGGGAAAAAUUUAACACCACAAUUUCAAACUGGAUGCUGCCACCUCGCCACAGAAUAACAUAUAUGGAGAGAGCAAACUGUUUACCGCCUCCUAUUUUUAUCAUUUCCAUCAGUAUCAUUGAGCUGGGGGUUUUCAUUUACUAUGCAGUAUGGAUGCCACAGAAACAAUGGAUCACACUGGAUACUGGUAUCACUAACAGUCCAUUCAUAUACCGACCAGAUAAGCGAGAGGAGGCAUGGCGCUUUGUAUCUUACAUGUUAGUCCAUGCAGGAGUACAACACAUUAUUGGGAACCUGUUUCUCCAGCUUUUUCUUGGAAUCCCACUAGAGAUGGUCCAUAAAGGACACCGUGUUGGAUUAGUUUACAUUGCAGGAGUCAUCGGAGGGUCUCUGGCAAGCUCCAUCUUUGAUCCACACCUUGGUCUGGUAGGAGCCUCUGGGGGAGUCUACGCCCUAAUUGGAGGUUACUUCAUGAAUGUCAUAGUGAAUUUCACAGACAUGGUGCCUUUGUUUGGAAUUUUUAGAAUAUUGGCCAUUCUUAUGAUAGUUGGGACUGAUGUUGGAUUUGCCCUCUACAGAAGAUAUAUCUCUAAAGUGUCCGGUUCAAAGGUCUCAUUUGUGGCUCACUUUGCAGGAGGGCUUGCAGGAAUGUCUAUAGGCUACGCAGUGUUCAGCUGCUUUGACAAAAAACUGAUAAAGGACCCAAGGUUCUGGAUCUGCAUUGCCGCAUACGUCGCUUUCCUGGUUUUUGCUGUAUUCUUCAAUAUAUUCUUGUCUCCGGUGUCCUAAUUCUUUUAAAAAACCAGAAUAUGUUUACUCCUCAACAUCUCAAAUCUGAGAACUUGAAGCUUCUGGGCCAACCUCCCACAUGCAAUUUAUAUUAUGGAUGUCUUAUCAUGUUGCAAAGGUGCCCACCCCUGUUCUUGACCCCAGAUAUCCCAAUAGUUAAACACAGUUUUGGAUAAUUCUCAGAAUAUGGACACAGAAAAGGGCGCCUAGUGGAGUCAUUUCUAACCAUCAUGCCACGGUUCAACUUGACCUGUAUGCUACUGCCUUACUUUUAAAAAUGUUUACAAGAUUCAGAAAAUCUAGUUUAUACCUCAGUGCCACAGGAAAAAACCCUUUCCUCACUUACUAAGUGUAUAUGUCAAAUUUCGGAAAGACUAUUGCCUGUGGUUGAACAGCCAUGAAGUGCCUUGAUAUGCGUAAUACUUGACCAAUUUAUCGUGCUUGAUGGAUCAUAUCAGAACUAUACAUGUUUUGUGCCUUUUUACUUGUAAUUUAAAUGUCAGGUGUACCUAAAGGUUUACUAUAUUUAUUGGUCGGUUAUGUUGUACAUAUAUACUCAUGUAUUAUCCCGUUUGUAGUGCCACCCUUCCUGACAUCUUAUAGCAUGUCUUUAAGCCAACUGUCAUCUGCCUGUUUUCUAUAUUCUUGGUGGCUCUUUUACUUUUACUCAUUGGGACUGAUUUAUUGAGUGGCAUGUGAUAUGCCUGUCUUAAUCAGCUGUUUUGCUGGCACACACCUCUUAAAAAUGUUGGCGCAUCUGGGAAGGUGUGUGUGCGUCAGAAACUGAAAACUAUACCAGCCAGAAGUUGGUGUAGAUCUUAGACGUAAUUAUAAACCUGCUUUCAGGUGUAAGUCGUGUUACGUUUCUCAUUACCUCCCACUCACACCCUGCCCACUUUUUAAAAACAUUUUGAAAGCAACAGAAAGUCUCAUAAUUUUUGCGCAUAUGAGCCUUGCAAAAAAAAAAUCCGCUAUUCUAUGCCAUAAAACCAGCAUAGCAACCUUGAUCACUUCCACGCUGUAUAUAUGAAGUUAAUGGUACAUGCGCUUUUAGUUUAUGGUUUCAAACUUCAAUAGAAGCUGGCUCUCUGACGAUUUCUUUAUUACAAUAGGGACUGUUUGGGGUCUUCUCUGUCCCUUCCAAGUCACUUUAAUUACCGUAAAUUAAAAUAAAUGGUAUAUGAGCAUAUUCUGCUAACCCCAGAAAUAUUUAAAUAUACACAGAUGUUUAAUAGUAAGGGCAUGUUCACACAGUGGAUUCUCUAUGUUAUUUUGACAUAUAUUCUGCAUGGAAAACCAUGUGUAUUCCAUCUUCUAUUUUCUCUCAAUGGGAAAUCUGCAUUGCGGCUGCUAAAUCCAUCGGUGGAUCCACCCCACGUAAACUGUAAUAUUAGCGAUAUUGCCCAUAGACAAGAGCGGUGCUGCUAAUGACAGUUUACACAUUUAAAGGGUCCCUGUCAUCAGACAAAUCUGUAAAUGUAGCUGGCUGACAUUAGCGAUGUGCUAAUGUCAGCAGAACAUAACUGUAUGACUUAUA